Molecule: messenger RNA, 1217 nt
Organism: Dama dama (fallow deer)
Lineage: Eukaryota; Metazoa; Chordata; Mammalia; Artiodactyla; Cervidae
Product: histone-lysine N-methyltransferase SUV39H2-like
Exons: 1
Coding region: 165-1217 (350 amino acids)
Cellular component (GO): nucleus
Molecular function (GO): protein binding; zinc ion binding; histone H3K9 methyltransferase activity
Source: RefSeq, a predicted model, not a curated record
UUUCCUCCGCUAGGGCUUGGUGUGUGCCUUGCCUAGUUUCACUUGAUACUCUUCAGGAAUUAUGUAGAAAAGAAAAGCUCACAUGUAAAUCGAUUGGAAUCACCAAAAGGAAUCUAAACAAUUAUGAGGUGGAAUACUUGUGUGACUACAAGGUAGUAAAGGAUAUGGAAUAUUAUCUUGUAAAAUGGAAAGGAUGGCCAGAUUCUACAAAUACUUGGGAACCUUUGCAAAAUCUCAAGUGCCCAUUACUACUCCAGCAGUUCUCUAAUGACAAGCAUAAUUAUUUAUCUCAGGUAAAGAAAGGCAAAGCAAUAACUCUAAAAGAAAAUCACAGAGCCCUGAAACCUGCUGUUGCUGAAUACAUUGUGAAGCAGGCUAAACAAAGGAUAGCCCUGCAGAGAUGGCAGGAUGAACUCAACAGAAGGAAGACUCACAAAGGAAUGAUUUUUGUUGAAAAUACUGUGGACUUAGAGGGGCCCCCUUCAGACUUCUACUACAUUAAUGAAUACAAACCAGCUCCUGGAAUCAGCUUAGUAAAUGAAGCUACCUUUGGUUGUUCAUGCAGAGAUUGCUUCUUUGAAAAAUGUUGUCCUGCUGAAGCUGGAGUUCUUUUGGCUUAUAACAAAAAUCAACAAAUUAAAAUCCCACCUGGUGCCCCCAUUUACGAGUGCAACUCAAGGUGUCAAUGUGGACCCGACUGUCCCAACAGGAUCGUACAGAAAGGUACACAGUAUUCACUUUGCAUCUUUCGAACUAGCAAUGGCUGUGGCUGGGGUGUAAAAACCCUUGUGAAGAUUAAAAGAAUGAGUUUUGUCAUGGAAUAUGUUGGAGAGGUAAUCACCAGUGAGGAAGCUGAGAGACGUGGGCAGUUAUAUGACAACAAAGGAAUCACAUAUCUCUUUGAUCUGGACUAUGAAUCUGAUGAAUUCACAGUGGAUGCAGCUCGAUACGGAAAUGUGUCUCAUUUUGUGAAUCACAGUUGUAACCCAAACCUUCAGGUGUUCAAUGUUUUCAUUGAUAACCUCGAUACCCGUCUUCCCCGAAUAGCAUUAUUUUCCACGAGAACUAUCAAUGCUGGAGAAGAGCUCACUUUUGAUUAUCAAAUGAAAGGUUCUGGAGAUGUAUCUUCAGAUUCUAUUGACCACAGCCCAGCCAAAAAGAGAGCCAGAACUGUGUGCAAAUGUGGAUCUGUGACCUGCAGAGGUUACCUCAACUGA